Messenger RNA from Oncorhynchus masou masou (cherry salmon), 1680 nucleotides. Its product is annotated as kelch-like protein 23. Gene Ontology annotation, molecular function: protein binding. The transcript is spliced from 3 exons. Bases 1 to 1680 code for a protein of 559 amino acids. The record is from RefSeq and is a predicted model, not a curated record. NCBI's taxonomy places the organism in Eukaryota, Metazoa, Chordata, Actinopteri, Salmoniformes, Salmonidae.
AUGGCCUGCAGAAAUCCAGAGCUGGUGCCGUAUACUGUAAGAGCAACACCUUCUUCUGUGUUAUGCCCCGAUAACGAUAGCUCCAACGAGGAGGCUGAGAUAAAUGUGAUGAUACCGGACACAGUUCUUCACAUAGAGACAGAAUCCUUCUUUGUGAACCGUCAACAGCUGGCUCUUCAGAGCCCCUAUUUCCGUGCACUUUUCUAUGGCGGUGGCAGAGAGAGUGGCAAGCGCCACGUUGAGAUCAAAGGUGUGGGUGCGGACCAGUUUCGUGUCCUGAUGGAAUACACCCAGACAUCCAAGCUAUCUCUCAGCAGAGAAAAUGUCCUGAGGAUCCUAGAGACAGCAGACUUCCUUCAGCUGGAGAGACCCAGGCUCCUAUGCUGCAAGUUCCUGGAGAGAGAGCUGCAUCUAAGCAACUGCUUGGGCAUGAUGUCCUACGCUUGGCAGCUGGGAUGCCGGGAGCUCUACACAGCAGCACGUGAGGUGGCUCUAACCCACCUACCUGCUAUCGCCACAGAGGAGGACUUCAUGUAUCUGUCUAAGGAGAGUGUGGCGGACCUUCUUGCCAGUGAUAAACUAUUUGUACCCAGGGAGGAUCAAGCCUUGGAGAUGACCUUACGCUGGGCAACCUUUGACCCCAGUCGGGAGGAGGACUUCAUGGAGUUGGUGGAGCUGGUGCGACUAGAGAGCCUGUCUCUGCCCUACAUCACUGAUUUGCUUACCAGGCUCAAAGGGUCUGACCCACAAGCCAAACUCAUCUGUAAACUGAAUGACAAUUUUCAAACUAGCUUGUCUAUGGGCAGGUCCAUACCUCGGGCCAGCGAGACACUGUACAUACUCGGAGGGCCCCAUGACCAGGACAAACAGUCUCUCUACCAGUUUUACCCCCACAGUGGGAGAUGGCAGUCCCAUGCACCACUUCAGAGGAAGAAUCUCACACAGUACUCUGUGGCAGCAGUAGGAGAAAACAUUGUAGUCACCGGAGGAAACUUCCGUGAUGAGAUCUUUUGGUACAGCGUGGACUGGGUGCGGAUAUUCCAGUGUGGGAACAAGCGCUGGGUGGAUGGCCCUCCGCUGCAGAAGUCCAGGCACAGCCACUGCUCUGUGGGCCUGGGGCAGGAGCUGUACGUCAUGGGGGGCACCAUGGACGAGGGGCCUGUGGCCCACGUGGAGAAGCUGCCGCUGGGAGCACAGGUCUGGGAGGAUGUCAGCCCCAUGGUGCGGGCUGUGGAUAGGGCUGCCACCGUUGCUCGCGAUUUGUGUAUCUAUGUCGCCUGUGGACUGGAUGAGAAUGGGGAGGUGUACAGUGGCAUUCAGAGAUACCUGGUGAAGGAGGACCAAUGGGACGUGGUCACCUACUCCCCUCUGCCCAGGUAUGACCUUCUUGCAACAGUGCUCAACGGGGCCCUCUAUCUCCUGGGAGGUCAGGCAUUGCGGCUAGAUGUGGAGACAGACGAAUGGACAGUUCUAGAAGAAGAAUGUCUGGACAGAAAGUUCUUUGGUGGCUGCACCACAGUCAAUGGGCAGAUCUACCUGCUGAGCGAGCGAAAGAUGAACAAAGCAUUCCCCAACAUGGUACUGAUGGAUCCUUACAUCGACACCUGCAUGGAAAUAGACAAUGCCAUACCCUGUCCUGUGCCUCUCCGUGGCUGUGUUACCAUGCGCUUGGUCACAUGA